AUGCACACCUUUGGAGCUGGUAUUCUUUCGGGUGCUGCCAAUUUUGGAGUGGCUUGCGCGAUGUACCGAACAACAAAUAAACCCAUUAAGAUGUGGCCGCUCAACGAAAACACGUUGGCUGGUGACAUGGGAGUCACAGUCGUAAUCCAACAAAUCAUCACAUAUAUUGUGACGUCAAAUUUGUGCAACUUUGAUCUUCGGCACGGAACACGCUCACUAACGCGACCAUGGCCGCCCAUGAUGCAUUUCCCAUCUACAUCUAUGCCCACUGGUUCAUGGUUUGGUGUUAAAAUGCCUAGUGUUGUUCAGGCGGAAGGACACUUGUUGUACAUGGGCAAUGCGGAAAACAAAUCGCGCUUCACUCAGUUCUGUCUUUGGUUCUUGCGUGCCACAUGCACUGGUAGUGAGCGCAAUAUUAUUUUCGAACGUGGUUUGACAGUACGGCACCGCUUCGAGCGCCUAUUGUGGACUGCCUUGCAAGGUGGCUGGUGGGCCGUCAUCACAUUUUGGUGGUACUGGCCAAUAGCUAUCGCGAUCACUCAGCCUUUAUAUGGAGAUGACGACUUGCGUGGAACAUGGACUCCUACAUUUAUUAAGCUCUUGUUUGGUGGUAUCAUGGGACUUAUCACAAAUCCGAUCAUGGCUAUGAUGACACUUGGUGCGGAGUGUCAUGUGCAUCGUUUUUAUCCAGACAUGGAAUUGUGGCAGGAAACCGAACCAGCCCUACCUAUGACGUCAGGCAACUCUUUUGAUGAUCAGAUUCAGUCAUUUGAUGAAGUCUUCACUGAUUUUGAUGCUACAAAAUAA
Messenger RNA from Malassezia globosa CBS 7966, 807 nucleotides. RefSeq lists its product as uncharacterized. Bases 1 to 807 code for a protein of 268 amino acids. The record is from RefSeq and is a predicted model, not a curated record. Lineage: Eukaryota; Fungi; Basidiomycota; Malasseziomycetes; Malasseziales; Malasseziaceae. The transcript has a single exon.